This is a messenger RNA of Caenorhabditis remanei, 3105 nucleotides long. RefSeq lists its product as uncharacterized. The record is from RefSeq and is a predicted model, not a curated record. The transcript is spliced from 10 exons. Bases 1 to 3105 code for a protein of 1034 amino acids. NCBI's taxonomy places the organism in Eukaryota, Metazoa, Nematoda, Chromadorea, Rhabditida, Rhabditidae.
AUGGAAAGCAAUAAAAAACCAACGAAAAAUGUUCGAGUUGAUAAUGAAGACGUCGAUAUAAUAGAAAUGACACUUUCAUCAAUCAAGAGAGUCCCACAAACAACUGAAAAAGCAGAAAAGACUGUUUUCCGGAAACAGACUCGUCGAAAGCUUCCCCCAAAGAAAACGAUGGAGUUCACCCAUCGCCGUCAGAGAAUGAAGCGAUUUGUUGAAGAAGUUCAAGAUCUCCCACGACCAGUGAUUUAUCGAAUGAAAGGAUUGAGUACCGCGGAACUUAAGGAGUUUCACUCGAAACGGUCACGCGUGACUCGUCAAAUCGCAAGUCAUAAAAUCAGACAGUUUCAUUUGGAAGGCGAGAACACCAAAAUCGAAGACGUGUCGGAGAAAUCACUGGCGGAAACUAUUGACAGUUAUCUAGAAGAAUCCAGGAAGUACAUGCAGAAGUCAACCAGAUUCUACGAUCACAUGUUAGCUACAGCUGUUGAGUAUGACCAGACAGUGAAGAUGUUACACUUCGGACGGACAAUGAAGAAACAUUCUAGCAAGCAGAAACGAAUAAAAUUUCAAGGUUCUUGGUGGUUCUGUCCGAAGAAAUACCGAACGAAUAAGCGUCCGAAGGGGUUCUUCAAGGAACCGAUGGGCCGUGUUUUCAAGAUUUCCGAUGAUAAAUUGUUGUUUCGGAAUCAUGGAACUUUCUUGGACAAUCAACCGUCGCCGAUUCACAAAAUUUAUAAAGAACUGAUAGCUCGUCUGAUGAGAAGAAGAACAACGAACGACAUCAUUCUCGACUCCUCAUACUUCGCAAGAGAGUUCUUCCUUGUCAAAUCGUCAAUCUCGUUCCGAAUCACUCGUUCGUCGGAUAUUCCUUAUUGUUUCACGCCGCCAACACUGAGAUGUGGCUACUUUCCUAAUUCUGCUACUACUCGAAAAAGCAAGAAGUACUAUCUGGCGGAACGUUUCAAAGAAGCUCAAAUGGAGUAUUUGAAUCUUACGUUUCGGAAGAUCACCCCACCGAAAGGCUUCAAAUCUGGAACAAUCACUUCGACCGAGUUAUGGAAUUUCCACAAAAUUGGUAAACAUUUACAUGGAUUUUUUAUUGUUUGGACGAAUGGGAAGGCCAAGAGAUACUUGGUUGACAUGUUCAGUCACCAGCACUUCCCAUUGUUCGUCAAAUAUAAAAGCUGGGAAACUCGAUUGAAAAUGGCGUUCGACAGAGUAACAGCCUAUAAUCUAAACCUGGCUGAGAUUAUUCGGGCAAAUCGGCCAGUGUUCGAUUCGCUUUCUCAGAAUCCAUCUUUUCUGAAACCGAUUACUUUAGGAGAGAUUAUGUGCUCGAUGGCCGAACGAGAAAUGGAUCAAAAGUAUUACAUGACUAGUGUUGGCAAGCAGGAGUUUUAUGAUUAUGGACGAGGAACAACAAACGAAGAUUAUCUUUCUGCUUUCAUGAUCAUUUGUGGAGGAACAAAAGUUGCAAGACCCAUCUGGUCUUACAAUUUGGAGCGUCAUCAAGUCUUCAAAACAAAUGCUAUGGGGUCCGGAGUUUUGACUAAGGCAGGAAAGGUGUUCAUUCUCAAUACUCCAGACAAGUCCAAUGAGUUUUUGAUUCAUCUCGACGAUUUUGAGCUUGAUGUUUCUUCUGAAAUGAUUCAUGUUCGACCACUUUUGUCUGUUGAAGAAGCAAACACCACUCGAAUAAUUUCUGAUACACCGCAGAAAUCAGUACACCCCCAAAAGCCUAAAGCGAAGAAGGCAGUGAGAGAGAGGAGGACUCGCUUGACUCGAAUGCAAAUGCUGAAAUCACGGAAGGCUGUUGUUUCUGUUCCAGUGGAAAAGGAUCCAGUGGAGCAGCAAGAGGUGGUAAAGAAAAGAAAAAAACCAGGAAGAAAACCAAAAACACUUGUAAGCAAUGCCAACCAGACUCAUGAUUUUGAGACAGCUUACAUUGCUUCAGACAUCGAAUCGGAAUACGAAGGAUAUUUGAGUAGCGAAGACAUCUCCAACGAGCUCCGUCGUCCCAAACUGAAACGAUCGCAAUCCGCUGAAUCAUUCCUUCUUGACAUCAACUAUACGGAUUACUAUGUUAAUGGAUUGUCACUCAUCCAUGGACAAAAAAUUGAUUUUGUUGAUCAUCCUAGUGCAAAAACAAAACGGAGAAAGAUGAAGAGAAGAAUGAUGAAACAUUUGGGUCGCUACAGGCAACUUCAGAAGACAAAUCACGUUUAUGUGGAAUUGAUUCAUUGUCAUGAAGGCAACUUUCCAAACGGAAAAAAAGCAGUUGCCAAUACCAAGAGUGCAAUUCGGAACGGUACGUAUGCCAGACACAACCUUCCAGAAGUAUACAACAAGAUAUGGAAGCAGCGUGAGGUUGACGCUGCUUUUGAAACUCUGAAAGAUGUUAUUGCCUUGAUUGUUGAAGAAGAACUAAGGGAAACUACAAUCCAAAUCAGUUCGGCUCAAUUCGCCCAGCAAUGCUACACCCAACGCAUCGAAAAAAUAGAGAACCUCCCAGCUACAAGCUCCAUCCGUCUGCCAGAGCCUCCAUACUUGGCGAUGGAAAUGCUGUCUGGGAAAAAGCUGUCAGGACGAUUCAAUCUGGAGCAGGAAAGAGGCAAAUUAAAACGAGAAGUUGGCAUGGAAGUGAAGAAGUAUGAGUCGUUUUCACAGUGUCGGAAAGACUACCUUUUCGAGAUGGCAAUGAUUGAGCGGCAGAAGUCAGCGUUCCAUGCUCACUGGAAGUAUCUGAUGGAGCGAGAUGCUCAACUUGAUCGAUCUUUGAAAAUGUUGAAAUUCGAUAAACUAAGUAUUCGCGAGUUCAACCUGUCCGAAGAAGAAAGAAGGCUGGCAAGACUGCGUUCUAAUAAAAGAGUUGAUAUCCGAAUGGAACUGGUGAAGGCCAAUACACCGGAGAGCAAGUUGGAGCUAGAGCAGAAGGAGAAAGAAUGGAAGGAAGAAGACUUGGAAAGAAAAAGAAAAAAUGCUAUUGAAAAGCGUCUAGCUUCACAGGCGAGAAAAGAAGAAUCAACACCUUCAAGUCAAGAAUCGAUCGUGCUCGACUUUGAUCUCACUUCAAUGAACCUUUCAACUGCAAAUACUUGUUUCAGAUAA